AGCUUUUGAACAAGUAUUUUAAAACAUCUGAAUUUCCUGAUUGAACAACUUGGAACCACACCUCAAAAACGGAGAGAAACAGCAUACGUGCGGUCGGUGCUAUACGUUGGUGUUUGAAAAGGCAUCAAACGGAUACUUUUGCUGCUGGCUAUCCAAAUUGUUUGGGCACAUUUAAGAACGGAGAUUAAACCCUACGGACUUUAAUCUGACUGGAUACCCGGAGAAGGAUUAAGACACCGGGAGGCUUGAGAGAAUCAGGACCUGAUAUUUGCAGGUGCUGGGUUUGGGGAUUGACCAACUUUGGCUAUCUGAUGCAAGGGAUCUGGAUGCACCAGGACUAUCCCAAGAUUGAGGGUCACAGGGGCUACCUGUCUUCACCAGCCUGCAAGGCGGCGACAGAGAGCAGGGCGCUGAACCGACAGAACCGACAGAGCCCAGGAAUGAGCGAGUUCUGGCACAAGAUGGGCUGCUGCGUGGUGGCCAAACCCCCACCGAAGAAGAGGAGGAGGAAGAUUGACCGCAGCAUGAUCGGAGAGCCCACAAACUUUAUGCACCUCACACACAUUGGCUCUGGGGAGAUGGCAGAAGGUUUGCCGCCGUCAGGGUCAGUCCAGGAACAGAUGAGGUCCAAAGGACCCAGCACCAAUGGCAGAAGCAGCCUCUUAUAGCCAACAUAUGGACCAAUUCAGAGACUCGAUGUGAGUUCCUCAUUUCCCCCUUCCUCGGACCCAGCCUCAAGCCAACCUGCAUGGACCAACUCUGCAUAUUGCACUUAGGCCCACAAUGACCACCGCAAAUGGCAGAAUAAAAAAACAAAGAUCUAAAACAAUGACUUUAUUUCCCAGAAUCCUUUUCAGCCCCCAUCACCAGUUUCAAAUGGGACAUGACUCCUGCCAUGAAGAGGGGAAAGUACCCUGGAUUCUCACUCAGCACUGGGGACUGGACGGGAUUAUUUGUGGGCUUUUAGGUUGCUUUGAUAAAACAUAGGAGGUAUCAGCUACUGGCGGAUACGGAUUUUCCCAUUUUUGUCUCGGUCUCAAGCAAGGGAUUGUCCGAACAUUUCAUAUUUCUCGAACAAGACCGUCUCACAAGUGUGAUACUGAUCUUGCAAUAACGCAAACAAACAGGUCUUUUUUAUUCUUGACUCGGAAGUGGUGCGUUUGCCCUUUUUAAAGUGUUGUGCCUUUAAAGAUUAUAAUGCCUUAUAAGUAGUGCAUGGUGGAAAUUGAGCCCAUCUGUUUCCUGACAAGCACGCAUUUUUCAUAUGUAUUGCUAAAGUGCAGUGGCCAAAUUUUAUAUUUUUGGUUUUGGAAGUGAAGUUUCUCAAUUGACAAGCAGGAUGUGGCAUCUACCUUGGCUCCACCCACUACUUGUCUGUAGUAGUUUGAGAUCCAAUCCUAGCAGCACUGUAGACAUCCAGGGGUGGGAGUGGUCACUUGUAGGCCUACAGUGCUAAUGUUUUGGCACUUUGCAUGGUUCACGUGAACAGUUCUUAGACAUCAUCUCACACAUUCCACCAUUAGUCACUGUCUUUCUUACAAACACGCCAAGUUUCUCACAGACAACCCCUCGUGUACAUACUUCUACCUUAAGUGUUAUUGCCAAAGUUAUGCCUUUAUAUAUUAGGUGCUUUUUUACUACCAUGCAUGAUUUAACACCAGCCAAUCUGAACACUGGAUAGCACUGGCAGGUAGCCUAGCCGUUAGGGAGUUGUGGCACUAACCGAAAGGUUGCUGGUUUGAAUACCCGAGCCGACAAGGGGGGAAAAUCUAUCGAUAUGCCCUUGAGCAAGGCACUUAACCCGAAUUUGUUCCAGGGAUGCUGUACUACUAUGGCUGACCCUGUAAAAACAACACAUUUCUCUGCACCUAUCCGGUAUGUGACAUAACAUUUAUUUAUGUUUUUCAUUACCUUCUGUAGUGUCCCAUAGACUCGCUCUCUUGGUGUUUAAAGAAAAUGUGUGUGAUGUGCACAAUUCCACACUGAAUGCUUUUAGAAUUGACCCAUCCCGAAUUCUACUUUUUAUUAGGGGGGGGGGGGUAGUAGUCUUGUUGAGCAGUCCACUUCUAAGCAUUUACAAGCUGAACGUAAGAUGCAGUAACUAAUCUCGAUCUCAAUUGACGUUAUCUAAAAACUCUCAGCCAGUUGGACUGUCAGUUCAGCAGGGUUAUGUCAACCACCUCAAAUUGAUCAAAAACCAUGGCAACUUGGCUUUGGGUCUCCUGUUGCACAGUGUUAGUCUUAGAAUUGGCCCCUGUCAUUCUAAGCUGAGACAUGCUCAUUAGCUUUUUAGCUAUUCUGAAAGGUGACCUUAUGGGCUUUCUGUUUCAAUGACAAUCUACAAUUCAGGUUAGAGGAAAUGGCAGAGCCUAUAAUACUGCAGAGAGAAAGUGAUGGCUGAUUUUUGUUAUACGAUAAAUAGAAAAAUAACAGGUCACAAGUUGUCUUGCCUCAUGACCGCUAAAUGGACCAACUGUUGUCAUUCUAUUUAGAUGCCUACUACAGUUCAAACGCUUGCAGUAUGAGUGAGUUUGCAUAGAAAUUAGUGUAAGUAUUUGUUUUUAAUGUUUUACGACUGCCCUAAUUUUAUCAGCUUUGGAGCCAGAUUUUUAAGUUCUUUGUUUACGUUUUGUUUCAUAUGCUUAAGAUUUCUAAUCUCAGACAGUAGAGAUUCCAGGAUGCAAUGUACACCCUUUUCAGUCUCUCUGUUAAUGUUGCAGUGUUUUCCUGGGUCUCCCUCUUUGCUCCGUUUUUAAUUGGUCAUGUGUUACACAGUCCUCCUAUGAGGACGUUGGUGUACAGAUGUGUGAAAGGAGAGUAAGCGUUUCGCAAACCUUUGAGUGUUUUCUCUGCUUCUGGCCUUUUUUCCCUCCUGAAAAUACAGUCAAUAUUUUAUGUAUGUGUUUCUGGUGUUUUGUUUACUUGAAAGAGCCAUUUACUUUUGAAGGUGCACAUCCUCAAGAGCAUAUGAAAAAGUAAUUUUGUGUCUGUCACUUAAGGAAUCCUGCACAGACAAAUUAUACCCAGUUGAACAGUUUAGGGAUAACUGUAGAUAUUUUCUGUGUUUAGGGAAAUCAAACAUUUUCAAGUUUGAAUUAGUCUUCAGACUCAGAUUGACAGCAAAAAUCUCUAAAGAAAUCACUGUUGAUAACAAUUUCUAUUACAUUUCCUGUGAGUAACUAGACUCAAAUUUAAGUUCCCCUGUUUCAGUCUGAGGGAAUGUCACUGUGCAGAGUUGCAGGAAGACACUUUUACUGUUACGAGAGGUUUCACCCAGCCUGUGCACAUUUCAUCCUCCAUCUUGUGUUUUAUUACAAGCAGCUGUUUCUGAUACCACAGUAAUCUCAACAACCUAUAAUAAUGCUUUUAGUCUGUGAGCAGCCCAGAGUCUAACCAUGGGGCAGAGCCCAGGAUAACACAUGCAUUACCUACUUCACUAGGGAGGGAGGGUGGUGGUGGUGCCCAUGGAACAACUGAAGAUGUGGUAGAUGUAGUAGUUUGGUGUAAACAACAUGUGGGAAAAGUCUGAAGCUAUUGUCUUUGCAAUGACUAGCGUAAACUUGACACGGCAAGGAUGACUGCAUAAACAAACUACUGGCUGGCCAUAGUUAGCUAUUUGUAAUUUAUCACAACAGACUAGAAAUAUAUUUCACUUGAAAGUAAAUUCGUUUGGGAACCAUAAAGUAUCACUUACUAUUUCCAGUUUGUCCAAUAAAGACGGACAAAAUAGAUUUAAAAAUCAUCGUUAAAGGUUUUUGAAUGUUGAGAGCAUUCUAAGCUUCCAACUGAACCAUCUGAGACUAAAUGUAGACCGAAUAUACGUCACUACGUGGUCCUUUGUGCAGCAUUACCCCUUUUACUAUGGGCCCAAUACAUUGGAAUCUAUUUUGCACCCAAGAAAUUGAAAAUUCUAUCUACCCUACAAUAGUGUUUUUUGUUUUGCCCAGUGAUUUCUCUCUCCUGUCCUCAUGUGCUUUUCAGCUUCUCUCGCCCAUCACUUCAAGGGGUUUGUAGAGGAUAUUUAAACCAACAACACUCCCUCUUUCACAAUGGACUCUGUUGCCUAUACCCAAUGUUUUAUAUAGGAACUGUCUCAGGCCUUGGCUGCAUGCAUACCACUGUACACACACACACACACUCCGGGCCUGUCCUUGGCAGAGCUCAGCAAAAGCCCAUCGCCUGAAUGAAGGAAAUCUAUGGCCCAUUGUGCUUCUUGAUUACACUAAGGGCAGCCGGCAGAUGGGAUCGGGCCUGGAACAAGAUAACAGCGCCUUUUUCAAUGUUUUUCAGCAUGAGAAGUUGGAGCUGUUGGUUAAUAUGUAACAUGGGGCUGUUUUAUAUCGGGCCUCCAAAUAAUGACUUCUGUAAUGAAUCUUACACAAUGACUGAUGGUAGUCAUCAGACUACUGAGCCACUGCGCCACUUACUGUACUGCAGGUCCCUGCAGGUCCUGUUUUAGAGCCCAAGUAAUGGAACAUGCUGUAUUGGUGGAUGAAGUUAUCAUAAAAUUAUAAUGCAAAAUGUA
Salvelinus namaycush (lake trout) is the source of this 4525-nucleotide messenger RNA. RefSeq names its product CDC42 small effector protein 1-like. Lineage: Eukaryota; Metazoa; Chordata; Actinopteri; Salmoniformes; Salmonidae. Gene Ontology annotation, biological process: regulation of Rho protein signal transduction. Bases 312 to 668 code for a protein of 118 amino acids. The transcript is spliced from 5 exons. The record is from RefSeq and is a predicted model, not a curated record. Gene Ontology annotation, cellular component: plasma membrane. Gene Ontology annotation, molecular function: small GTPase binding.